Molecule: messenger RNA, 7107 nt
Organism: Centruroides sculpturatus (bark scorpion)
Lineage: Eukaryota; Metazoa; Arthropoda; Arachnida; Scorpiones; Buthidae
Product: golgin subfamily A member 4-like
Exons: 22
Coding region: 160-7107 (2315 amino acids)
Biological process (GO): Golgi vesicle transport
Cellular component (GO): Golgi apparatus
Molecular function (GO): small GTPase binding
Source: RefSeq, a predicted model, not a curated record
AAUGUUACGUAGUCGUGUCGUGACGUAUACAAAAUGGCGGACGAUAGUAUAUCGUUUGGUAAAGUAAACACGUCUUUUAUUUUUAACAUCUGUCGGCUUUUUGGUGGGUUUAUUUAAGCGAAUGAUUGAUGAUAGGGAUCGAUAUUGUUAAUUAAAGUUAUGUUUAAGUCACUUAGAAAGAAACUUGCCGAAGAAGCCGAAGCUUUAGGUUUGCCUUCUCAGGUCGGAGAAACUUCUGUCGUAAGCGAAACAUCUGAAAAAUCUGGUAAUCAGACCAGAGAACAAUAUGCAUCAUUUAUGAAUAGUGGUAAUAAAACAAAUAAUGAAAUUGCAUCUUCUAAUAAUGUGGCAGCUGCCGAGGAUUUAAUAGAUCUCAACAGUAGUACUGGAAAUUCGAUUCUCCGUGCGGAAAAGCAGCAGUUUAGUAUUAUUGAUGAAGAUGACAGUAAUGCUAGCGAACCAAAUUCUCCACAUAAAACUCAGGAAGAUUCUUCUGCUGGAUCAGAAGCAAAUUAUUCUUCCAAACCAACCAUUCUUAAUAUUGAACAACCCGAACCCAAAAAUCCAUUCGAAAGAGAAAUGAAGAAUUCUAAACAAGGUUAUGUUCCUCAGUCUGAUAUCGAGAGUGAAGUUGAAGACCCUCAGGCACUGAAUUUAGAUGGAAUUAGUAAGGAACAGCUCAUAUAUGCCUUACAAAAACUGAGAACUCGCAUUCAUAAAUAUAAGUCUCAUUAUUCAGAGGCAGUUAAAGCUUACAGAGAAUUGCAUUCGGAAAAAGAAAAGUUAGAGCGUACAGUUACGGAUUCUCAGGAUAAAGCAUUAAGAAGAAUAACAGAACUGCGAGAACAGUGUCAGUUGGAACAGCAAGCCAAAGCACAUCUUGAACUGAAUCUUCGAAUGCUGUUAGAAGAGAAAGAUCAAAAGAUUCACGUUCUGGAAACUAAAAUUAAUCUAUUAAAAGAAGGAAAUACUGGAGAAGCAAUUGACAACAAAGUUCAGGGAGAUAGUCCUACACAUCUUUUAGAUCUUGACGAUAAGAAAUCAAAUGAUCAGGAUAUAAGUGAAGAUAAUGGAGGUGAUAUAUCGGUGUUAAAAGAAAAGAUAAAAAGGCAAGAACUGUUAUUGUCUAAAUGUAAAGAUACUCUAAAGAGCAAUAAAGAACGAACAACUCAGUUAAUAGAAGAAAAGAACGGUCUUUUAGAGCAACUAGAAAAAAGUAAAACGGAACUUCAAGAUUUUCAGGUAAAUGAAGCAGAAAUUCAAGCUAGUUUGAGAGCAGAUUUACAGCAGAUGAAAGUACGAUUAGAAGAACUAGAAAAACAGCAAGAAGAAAAUGCAAUGUCUAUGGCUGAAACGAAAAGGAAUAUGCAUCAAGAACUUGAAUUAAGAGAACAGCAAUUAUCCAAAUUAAAAUUAGAGUUGCAGAAUGUACAACAAGAUAAACAGCUUUUAAAUAAUAAAGUUAAGGAACAGAAUGAAAAAAUUACCAAAUUAGAAAAUGAACAUCAAGAAAAAGUCAACAAAUUACAGUCGCAAUUAGAAUUAACGGAGAAGAACAUGGAAGAGGAAAGACAAAAUCUGAUGCAAGAAUUAUCUCGUGGAAAAGCAGCUGCAUUAAGUCUGUUAAAGGAGGAAUGUAAAAAUAAGAUAAGUGUUGCUGAAGAAGAAUGGAAGAUAAAAAUUGAUGAUCUUCUGAAAGAACAUCAGAAAGAAUUAUCAGAAAAGGAUAAAGAAAUGGAAAAUGCCCUUCAAAGGCAAGCAGAAGAAUUUAAAAAGCGUUUAGAAGGAAAGAACGAGGAAAUGAGUUUAGCAAUCGAAGAACAGACCUUACAGAAAUCGGCUGCAUUAACAGAACUUGACAUUCAGAAAAAUCAGUUAAUUAGAAAUGCAGAAGAAUUAACAACAUUUUUUUUUCAGGAGAAAACAUACAAUUUGGAAUCCACAUAUGAACACAGGCUAGCCGAGAUGUCGUCACAACAUAUUAAUGCUAUAGAACAGAAGGAAACGGAACUGGAGAAUUUAAAAGUUGCCAAUAAGAAACUCUGCUUAGAAAUAGAAGAAAGAAAAAAUGAAAUUUUAGAUAUUAAAUUGAAAUAUGAAACAGUUUAUAAGGAAUUUGAGGAAGUUAAAUUAACAAUAGGCAGCAGAGAUAACGAAUUACAGAAGUUAAAAAAUAAUUUUGAAAACAAAUCCAUUCAAUUAAAUGAAGCCUUAAAAAGUGCUUUAGAAGAAAAAGAAAAUCAAAUCAAGAUUAUAGAUAGUCUGAAGCAAGAAAUAGAUCAUUUUCAAUGCGAACUUCAGAGAGCCAAGGAAUGUUGUGAGAAGUUAGAAACUGAAAAACUUUCGUUAAAAGAAAAGUAUGAAUCCAUGCAAAAUGAACUCAAACAGCACCAAGAAUUAAUUAAAAUGUCAAAAUCUGAUACGGAACACCAUUUAAAAACCAUUAAAGAAUUAGAAAAUCAGUUGCAAAUGCAGAAAACUGAAUAUCAAUCAAUUAAAGACAAAUUAGCAAAUCUGGAAACCGAAAUUGAAACAAACAAGACUUCUGAUGAUUAUUCAAAGCAGUCAAUAGAGAAACUUUCAGAAAUAAAUCAAGAACUAGAAGAGAAAUUGUCUUUAAGUAAGGAGAAAGAGGAAUUACUCUUAGCAGAAAUAUCCACACUACAAACAGAGAAGAAAAAAAUAUUAAAAGAUUUAAAUAUCUUGAAAGAGGAAUUAGAAAUGGCCAUACAGGAAAAAGAGGAUGCUGUUAAAACAUUGACGGAGGAAAAGCAUAAGGCAAUUGAAGAUAUCUCUCAAUUAGAAAGUGAGAAGCAGAAUUUAUUAACCGAAAAACAAAGUUUAGAAGAAGUUGUUGAAUCUUUAGGAAAUCUGUCUGAAGAAAAUACUAAAUUAAACAAAAAUUUACAAGAGAUCAAAGAAGAAAAACAGAACACUGCAUCAGACCUGGAGAACACAAAAUUAGAAAUGAUGAAUACCGUUAUGGAAUAUGAAAGAAAGUUACUUGAAGCAGAAGAAUCUUCUUCGAAACAGUUAGAAAUGGUUAGUAAUCAGCAACAAAAUACAAUUGACAAUAUUAAAAAUUUAUAUGAUACCAAAAUAGUAAGUUUGGAACAAACUAUAGAUGAUCUUCAAUAUCGUGAGAAAGAAUUAAAUGAUUUAUUGGAGAAAACAAGGAUAGAUUAUGAGAGAAACAUUUCAGAGGUAAAUGAGAAAUUGGUCGUGGACGUUUCAUCAAUGUCUACCCAGACAGAUUGUCUAAAACAAGAGCUGGAUUCCUUAAAGCAAUUACUAGCAAACAGCCGAAAGGAGUACGAAGAACAAAUAUCUAAGUUAGCUUCUAUAAAUAACGAACAGUCUCAAAAAAUAAGAGAACAGGAAAGUGAAUUAGAUGAAAUAAAGAAAGAAAUUAAGAAAGCAGAAGAGAGGGAGAUUACAUUAGAAUCAGUUUUUAAGGCUAAAGAAGAGCAUUUGAAUAAUUUGAUCUCAGAUAAAGCAUCAAUUGAAGAAAAAUACAGCAAAGAUAAAAUGAAGUGGAAACAGUUAAAAGAAAUUUAUGAAAAUCAAUUAUUGGAAUUAAAAGAUACAACUAAAGAAGAACUGGAUAAGUUGAACUCUGAAGUAAAUGAAUUAAAAAACAAAUUGGAAGAAGAGAAAUUUCAACACGAACGCGAGAUGACCAGAGUCACCGAAAAUCAUGUAGAAGAAAUGAAAAAGAUUGAAAACAUGUUACAGAUCGAAAAGGAGAAUUGGUGUGAGAAAGAGUCAAUGAACAAUAUAGAAAUGCUUAAUUUACAAAACAAAUUAAAGGAGAUAACGCGACAGUUAAAGGAUGUUGAGAGAGCCACCUUUGAUGCAAAUAAUCAGAUAGCAAUUCUUGCAAAGGAAAAAGAAACUGAAAUUAAUUUGAUAACAAAAACUUGGGAAAACAAACAUCAAGAUACAGUUAAUUAUUAUAAAGAAUUAGUGAAUAAUUUAAAAAAUGAUAAUGAAAAUUUACAGUCAUAUCUGAAAGAAAGAACUGAAGAAAUGAAUAAUUUAAAAAUGAAUAACAAUGAAUUAAGAAUUAAUAAUGAAGACAUGUCAAAUACAUUUAUACAACAAACUGAUAAACUGACAGAAGAAUGCAAGACAUUAAAGCAGUUAAACAUAGAAUAUGAAGAGAAGCUGGCAGUGUUAGAGACGGCAUCAAAGGAUAAUAAUAAAUUGAAUGAACAGUUGAUCGAACUGCAAAAUAAAUUAGAUCAGGCAAAUAAAUUGUGUGAGAAAGAAAGGUCUGAUUACGACGCAUUCAAGCUUAAAUUUGAAGCUGAAAGUAAGGAUAAAAUUUCUAGCAUUAGGCAAAAAUUUGUCACAAAAUUGAAAAGUGUACAACAGGAAUCUAAGACCAGAAUUUUGGAACUUGAGAAUGAAUUACAGAAACUAACCGUCGAGAACACCAAAUUAUUAGGAAAAGUAGAUGAAUUCAAUGGUAUAUUAGCCUUAAAGCAGUCAGAAAUAGAUGAAUUGAUAAAUUUGAAAACUGUUGUUGAUUCUUGUAAUUUAGAACUGAGUCAAAUGAAAAUUACGCUGGAAGAAAAAGUACAGUUUUCACAUCUCAAGUGUCAAGAAUUGGAGGAAUUAAAGAAGAAUAUUGCAACUAAAAAUGAUGAAGUACAGUACCUAAAGCAAUGUAAUGAAACUUUAAAGAAUGAAAUGAAUGAUAAUGACAAAUAUAAAGAGCAAAUUUCUGUCCUUUCCAAUACAAUUAGCAGUUACGAAGAAAAACUAAAAGUGCAAGAAAACGAGAUAGAGGAGAUUAGGAAAGAAAAUGGGACAAAAGAAAUGGAGCUAUCUGAUCUUCAGAAGAAAUUAAAUUGUUUACAAGAAAAGUAUGUCAAUGCUGAAAGCAAAAUAGAUGAUUUGUGUAGAGAGAAUGAAAAAAUUAGCGAGAUAUCCAAAGAUCUAGAUGCUAAAAAUGAACUGAUCUCAACCCUCAAAGAGAAAUGUAAAAGACUCGAAUCAGAAUUAGGCAAGGAGAGAAGCGAUUCUAUUCACAAAUUAACACAACAGGAAUCUGAACAUAAAGAAAAGUUAGAACAAAUGCAACAAGAUGCAAACAAAGAGUAUCAGGCGAAACUAAAUGAACUUAAAAAGAAAGCCGAAUUGAAAUUAACUCAGAUAAAGAGACAAUUGCAGUCUGAAAACGAGAGCACACUAAAGCUACAAGAAGAAAAAUUUGUCUUAGAAAUGGACAAUAGAAUAAAGGAAUUGCAGCAAGAAAAAGAUGUCGUCAUUUCCGAUCUGAAAGAAAAACUGAAAGAAUUAAAUGCUUCUCUUGCUAAUAAGGAAGAAGAAAUUGAAGAAAUUCAGUGUAAAUACACUUCUUUUGAAAACCAGUUUAAGGAAGUGAUGCAUAGCUUAGAAGAUAAAGUAAAAGAAUUAGAAAAUGACAAACAAACUCUCAUUAAUGAGAUGGAAAAAUGUAGAGAGACGAAAGAUGAAGAGAUAAAAGAGCUGACGGCGAGAUAUGAAGAAACCAUCUCAAAACAUUCCAAAGAGAAGGAAGAAGUUACUGCUAGAAUAUCAGAAGAGUAUCAGGCCAAAAUUGGUCAGUUAGAAGAAGAAAUAAGAGUCCUCAAUAAUCAGUUGGACGAAUCGUUGCUGGUAGCCGAGGCGAACCAGUCUGCAGUUUCUCAGAAACUCGCCGACUAUAAGAGUCAGUUAUCAGAAAAAGAGGAAGAGGAAUCAGAACUGAAGCACAAGUUGGAAGAAUUAAUAUCUGAAAAUAAUCGACUGACUGAAGAAAAACAGUUAUUAGAUGAAUUACAAAAUGAGAAACUAUCAUUAAAUAACAAGUUAAAAGAAGCAGAAGAACAAUAUAAUGAAGUGUUGAGAGAGAAAGAUUGUUCUCUCAAUAAUUUAACAAAAGAGAUAGCAGAACUGAAUUUAAAAUUGAGUGAAAUGUCAAAGGAAAAGGAAGAUUUAAAGAGUAUGUUACAAGAAGAAGUAGAAAAGUUGAGAAUGGAGAAAUGCAAACUGAAAGAAGAAGCUAACAAGUGGAAGCUGCGACAGGAAUUGUUGAAUCAGCAGGUUCAGCAGAAAGAACCCGAAGAUUUGUCUGUGUCGCUUCUGAAAGAAGAAAACAACAUGCUCAAAGAGCAGCUCGGGGUUCUCGAAACUCAAACAUUUGGUGUGAACCAUGUAGAAAAUUACCAGACCCAGUUGACCGCUGUGAUUAAGAGUUACGAAGAGAAACUAAAGGAGAAGGACUCUGAACUGAACAGCAAAUUAAAACAGAUGAUCCGUGAAUUUAAUAGUCAACUAGAAUUAAAAGAUAACGAAUGCGAGAAAACAUUAUCAAAUCUUAUAGGUAAAGGACAAGAAGAGGAGUCGAAAAUGGAGAAAGAGCACCGUCAGGAAAUGGCAUCUCUGCAGCAGGAACUGUUUGAAAAGACUUGUGCACUGGACGACGUGACCGAACACUUCCAACAGUUAUUAAGGGAUAAAGAAGAAGAAUUAAAUGAAUGUAAACAAAAAUUAAAGGAAUCUAAGAUUCUGCAGGUGAGAGUGGAAAAGAAUGAAAUUCAGGCUAGUCAAGAAUCACAAAAUGUUGAAGCAAACGAUUGGGAAGACGGUUGGGAGGAUGCGGAAGAUACGACUCCAGUCGCGCAACAGACUGAAGCGGAAAAUCAGUCUAAUUUAACCUGCACGGUGCACGAAGAAGAGAUAGCUUCUUUAAAAACUGAAAAAACUAAUCUGCAAGAGGAAAUUGGCGAGUUGAGAUUUUUGCUAGGUUUGACGUCCAAGCCUAACUCCACCGGUACUUCAAACCAUAUGGAGGACAUUUCUUUAAAAGUUCCCGAACCGACAGAAUUUGAGUACUUGCGCAACAUACUGUACGAAUACAUGAUGGGAAAAGAACCAUUUGUUCUGGCCAAAGUGAUAACGGCAGUUCUAAAAUUUGACGACGACCAGACACGUCAGAUCCUGCAGAGAGAAGCCUCCCGGCAAGUACAGGUGAGCUCGGUUUUUGUCUGUCGUGCAUUUCCGUCAGCGAUAGGUGAAAUAUUCGCUCUCAUUAACAAACUUUUGUUUUCGAUAAUUGGCCAUUUAAUCUUUCAAUAA